Messenger RNA from Juglans microcarpa x Juglans regia, 585 nucleotides. Its product is annotated as SKP1-like protein 1A. Gene Ontology annotation, biological process: SCF-dependent proteasomal ubiquitin-dependent protein catabolic process. Gene Ontology annotation, molecular function: cullin family protein binding. Gene Ontology annotation, cellular component: cytoplasm; nucleus. The record is from RefSeq and is a predicted model, not a curated record. Lineage: Eukaryota; Viridiplantae; Streptophyta; Magnoliopsida; Fagales; Juglandaceae.
ACCUGGAAGUCGAGGGUUUUGAUCCCUUUGCGCGCUGGCUUUUAUUUUUUGCUUGUUCGCUUGCAGGACAGCACAGCAAAAAGCCCGCGUGGUUUCGAAAUUGAAACAAUGUCUUCAUCGAAGAUGAUCACCCUGAUAAGCUCCGAUGGCGAGACCUUCGAGGUCAACGAGGCCGUGGCUAUCGAGUCCCAGACUAUUAAGAACGGGAUCGAGGACACUUGCACAGACGACGGCAUCCCGCUCCCCAAAGUGACGGGCCAGAUCUUGGCCAAGGUCCUCGAGUACUGCAAGAAGCACGUCGAGCAGGCCAUCUCCGACGAUGAUCUCGCGAUCAAGGACUGGGACGCCGAGUUCGUCGAGGUUGACCAGGCAACUCUAUUCGGUCUCAUCAUGGCUGCAGACUACUUGAACAUCAAGAGCCUUCUGGAGCUGACAUGCCAAACAGUGGCAGACAUGUUCAAGGGAAAGACCCCAGGAGAGGAGAUCCGCAAGACCUUUAACAUCAAGAAUGACUAUUCCCCAGAGGAAGAAGAAGAGGCUCGUCAGGAGAACCGGUGGGCAUUUGACCGAUGUCAUAAUGGGUAA